UAAGUUGAUUUGAAACACAUUUUUCAAAACCUUUAAGCCAACCAAACAUGAGAAAAUUGAAAAACAUUUUCCAGAAAAUGUUUUCCGUCAUACCAAACACACCCUCUAUCCACUUUCAUUCCAUUUCCAUUUGUCGCAGCUACCAUUUAUGUUGAGGUAACACAUUUCUCUAUGUAGAAGUAACACAAUCAUUUGGACCCCUACUCAUUGAUUUCAUCCAAACUCAACAUUCUCCAAUUUAAUGCCUGGUUUGCCAGCAACACCUUCAGUCCUAGGGCUUGGUACAAAUGCUCUAGUUUAGGACCUUUGACCAGUGACCUUGUAGGCAGAACCAAAAUUUGUUGUUGUAUGUCUGUACAAUUUAGCCUAAGCCUCUAAAUAUGCUUCUUGUAUACUAGCAGACUUAUACAACUGUGGUAAUGUAGUGCAAUGAGUCAACUUUACAACAAUAUUCACCUCUUUCUUAUGGCCUACAAGAAAAUAACUGAUUGCAUUUUCUUGUGACAAGUUGACCCUAGUUAACAUACUUCCAAAUAAGGCUUGCUGCUCCCCAACAACUCCAGUUUGUUUAAUCUUUUUAAUUUCCUCCAUUGGACCAUUAAAAUUCAAACCAAAUAUCUCUACUAAUGCCAUCACAUAUUCAUUACAAGUAGGGGGAGAAGUGUAUUGUCUGUACCUCAAAUAAGACUAGUGUCAUUGCAUUGCUUCUCCUUCUAGAUGCACUGUAGUUGAACCAAUUCCCUUCUCCGUAGAAACUUCAUCAAAACUGAAUGUUGUUCAACUUACUUCACAUUUUCACCAGAAAAUUUAGGGAAAUCCAGCUUUGCAUAUCUAGAAAUGCCAUAUUUUUGAAAACCCACUGAAUUAGGAUCCCUUAUCUCUUCCUCUCUCAUUUGUCUUUCCCUUGAAGUUCCAACUCCGAUCGCUACAGGGAACCCCCCCUCUUCUAUUAACUUCCAGUUGUUCCUUCAAUUCAGCAACUGUUUAAUCCAAGUGCUUCAAAUUAGCCACUUCUGGUUUGAGAAUCCCAAUUUCGAAAACUAAUUUCUGCAUCCAUUCCUUUAAAUCACCUCCAUCGCCAGUUGAAUCACUAACCGAUUCACCAUUUUGCCUUCCUCCUUUUGCCAUUGUUGUCGAGAAUUACUUUCUCUGAUACCAAUGAUACCUAAAAUCAGGAUUUCACUAAUGGACUUCGAGAAACCAAUAGCUGCACAGGGGAAUUACAGGGAUUGCCCGAGUGUUCCAGCUCAAUUAAUGAAAGAUAAGAAGAAGAUGAAGUAUUGAACUUGAGAAUAUUAUUGAUAAUAUUGAACAAUUGAGUACAAUAUCUAUAUAUGGAAUUGAGAAGCUUCUAGCCUCCAACUGACAAGGAAUAUCUGAUAACUACUCCAACUAACUAGGCUAACCAACUGCUAACUUGGACUCACUAACUUUGCUAACGUGUACAGUAGCAACUACUUUUGUGACAAUGUUACUGUUGAAGUGUACAGUAUUAACUACAAUUGUGACAAUGUCCUAUUUUCAUAUAUCAACUUGUGUAGUCCUUUAUGUUUGCCUGUGAUGUUUCAAGCCAAUCUCUGCAACUUAUUUGGGGGAAAGACGGCUGAUAUUGCUAGUUAAGAAUACUACGUCCAAAUCCUUAUUUGAUGUACCAUACUGUCUCUUGCGGUUCCCUGCCCAGGAUCUUUUGCACCUUAACAGUGUUUGUGGGGAUUGCAAAUCUUCUCAGCAAAUAUGCACUGCAUCAAUUUUCUUGAACUUCCCUACUAGCAUUACUGUGACUGCAUUGGUUUUUUUGUAAGGCAAUCUUGAUAAAGCCCACUGUCAUUUGAUUUAAUUUGUGACAGGUCAUUUAAAAUGUAUUCAACACAUCAGUUGUCAUGGAAUGUGAUUAUCCCGACUGAGAAACUUGAGGUUGAAGGUUUAUUGCUUCAGAAGGCAAUUGUUAUUCGCCUCUUGGAAGACUUUGCUUUCAAGAAGGCGUCAAAAGAUCUUGGUUACUUUAUGUAUGUAACUACGUUGAAGAAGAUUGGGGAGGGUAUAGUUCGAAAACACACUGGUGAUGUGAUUUUCCCUGUAGAAUUCAAUUGUGUAACCUUCAAGAUACUCCGUGGAGAGACAUUGGAAGGGGUUGUUCACAAGAUCUUGAAGCAAGGUGUCUUCUUGAGGUGUGGCCCCACUGACAAGGUAUUCCUCUCUCACCAGAAGAUGGUGGAUUAUAAGUAUAUGCCAGGAGAAAAUCCUUUCUUUAUAAAUGAGAAAAUGCCAAGAAUUAAGAAAGGCACUGUGGUGCGCUUCAUCGUGGUUGGAGCUAGGUAUGUGGAGGAAGAGAAGGAAUUCCAAGUAGUUGUGAGCUUGGAGGGUGAUUACCUCGGACCCGUCCUCAAGGGAUGAUGUUGAUGUUUUUAAGGUGCAGCAUGUCUUGGCAGCUACUUUUACUUAUUAAGAUGAUAUAAGCCUUUAUGCAGGAUAAUACCUUUCCAAAGUGAGAGUUCUAUUGACUGAUCUCUCCCUCUCCCUGUAUUUUUAGAUUAUGUAUUAGAAAUGUUAUGAUCAAUAGUUCAAUGAUAGUAAUUUUGAUGCA
This is a messenger RNA of Capsicum annuum, 2584 nucleotides long. RefSeq names its product DNA-directed RNA polymerase V subunit 7-like. Lineage: Eukaryota; Viridiplantae; Streptophyta; Magnoliopsida; Solanales; Solanaceae. Gene Ontology annotation, biological process: DNA-templated transcription initiation. The coding region runs from base 1858 to 2394 and encodes 178 amino acids. Gene Ontology annotation, molecular function: single-stranded RNA binding; single-stranded DNA binding. The transcript has a single exon. The record is from RefSeq and is a predicted model, not a curated record.